AUGCCCACUAACCAAAAAAUGAGAGAGCAAAGAAAACUUAUAAGUAAAGAUGAAGAUGACUUACCAAUUGUUGAUAAUACAUAUAAUUUGGAAGAUGAAGAAGUAGUAGAAACAGUAUUUAGAAAGCUUAUUCAAAAUGCUCAGAAAAUAGAUUUUAGUAAAAAUUCACAGAGAUAUAUUGGAAAUUCUGAUUAUACGAGACAAAGAAGAUUACAACAAAACCGUAUAAAUGCAGUAGGGAGUUAUAAAAUAACCCAGUUUUUUGGACAACUUGAAGAAAAAUCAUUAAAGUGGAAACAAAAACUUCAAGAAACUGAGAAAAGAAUACAAAGUUUAAUAGACACCACGGAAAUGUCAAAGGCAAAUAAGGUAAAAUAUGUUUCUGUAAUCUAUUAUAUUCGACUUCUUCAACAUGAAUCAUCUAAAAUAGAAGCAAGUCAAGUUGUGGCAACUAUUUAUAAUAGCGGUAAUCUCUUAUCUCUAUCUCAACAUGGAAAGCACCCAUCACAAUUACUUCUUCAUGAUGAAGAUGUCUCAUUAAAAAUAGCAAAUUACUUAAGAGCAACAAAAUUUAAAGUAAAUCUAAGACUUGUUAAACAAUACUUUGAAAAUAAUAUUUUAUCUAAACUUUAUAUUAAUCAAGCGCAAACUAUUUUUUUGACUAUGGCAUAG
Messenger RNA from Dentiscutata erythropus, 672 nucleotides. NCBI's taxonomy places the organism in Eukaryota, Fungi, Glomeromycota, Glomeromycetes, Diversisporales, Gigasporaceae. The record is from the annotation of a GenBank genome assembly.